Molecule: messenger RNA, 2247 nt
Organism: Gasterosteus aculeatus aculeatus (three-spined stickleback)
Lineage: Eukaryota; Metazoa; Chordata; Actinopteri; Perciformes; Gasterosteidae
Product: high affinity cGMP-specific 3',5'-cyclic phosphodiesterase 9A
Biological process (GO): signal transduction
Molecular function (GO): 3',5'-cyclic-nucleotide phosphodiesterase activity
Source: RefSeq, a predicted model, not a curated record
AGAUAUUACUUUGAAUGAAUCAACCUCUGAUGUGUGUUGUGGUACAAAAGAAGGAGAGGAGAAGGAGGAGCCAGGAGGAGCUGGAGAGAAUAAAAACGAGGGGGACGAGUGUUCACCAGUGAAACAAUGAGACCAGACGGACUUUAGAUCCAGAUCACCAUCGCACACGACAACAGCUCUGAAUUCACGACAUGGCAACUAAAAUCCUCUACUUCACCGUGAACGGGAGACCGGAGAAGGCUGAGUUCCCCGUGGGUUGCCCUGCCGAGGAUGUCAAAGAUCUGUUCCGCUCUGCGGCCGAGGCCGGGCCUCAUGACAUCCUGAAGCUGUACAACCCCAAAGGCAACAUCAUCAACAUCUCCCCCAGUCUGGAGCCCAACGGCCCAAACGCCUUCUACAAGCUGGAGGUGGUGGCCGCCGACCGCAACAGUGAGACGUUAGGUGCAGGACUUGCGGGGGCACUUGGAUUUGACCUCUCCUCCAUGGAGAAAAGACUGCAGGGCCUGGAGAAGAGAAUCCUGAUCGAGGCCUGUGAGACGCCUGCAGUUGUGCACGAGAUGAAGAAACAGGUGGAUUCAUUCCAGGAGAAACUAGAGAGUGUGGAGCAUCUGAGCUGGCUGGGGUUGUUUAAAGACCUGUCCGAGGGAACGCACAAGCCCUCCCCCUUCUACCACAAGAGAACCCUACACAAAACCAGGAAGGAGUGCGAGCACGUCCGGGAGAAAUUUCUACAAAUGAGCUCCCUGCAGGUGUCCGAGGAGGUGAGGCAGUACUUAAAGACGCCGACCUUUGACAACUGGCAGUGGGAGGACGCUGAGAUCAUGGUGCUCCUGCAGGUCAUGUACACAGAUUUAGAUUUUAUAGCAGCUUUCAACAUCGAGCCAGAAGUACUGCAGCAGUUUCUCUUUGAGGUCUACCGAAGAUACAACAACAUCCCUUUCCACAACUUCAAGCACUGCUUCUGUGUCACCCAGAUGAUGUAUGGUUUGAUCUGGCUGACUGACCUGAAGAGCAAGAUGGACAGCGUGGACCUGCUGAUCAUGCUGACCUGUGCCGUCUGCCACGACCUCGACCACACGGGAUACAACAACGCCUACCAGAUAAACGCUCGGACUGAACUCGCCCUCCGCUACAACGACAUCUCUCCUCUGGAGAACCACCACUGCGCCGUAGCAUUUGAGAUCCUAGAGAAGACAGAGAGCAACAUCUUCAGAAACCUGUCAACGGACCAGUACAAACGGAUACGAGAAGGCAUCAUCAAGUGCAUUCUGGCCACUGAUAUGACACGGCACAACGAGAUUCUCAACAAGUUCAAAUGCAUCCUGCCGGCUUUUGACUUCACCAACAAGGAGCACAAAGAUGUGCUGAUGAUGAUUCUGAUCAAAGUGAGCGACAUCUCCAACGAGGCGCGGCCCAUGGAGGUGGCCGAGCCCUGGUUGGACUGUCUGCUGCAGGAGUUCUACAACCAGAGUGAUAAGGAGAAGUUAGAGGGUCUUCCAGUCACCCCCUUCAUGGACCGGGACAAAGUCACCAAGCCUUCCUCCCAAACAGGCUUCAUCAGAUUUGUCCUUUUGCCUCUCUUCAUCGAGCUGGCUAACCUCUUCCCCUGCUUGGAGCAACACAUCAUCGACCCGGUGAGGAAGGCCCUGGAUUACUACACGGAGAUGGAGAAAGCCCUGGAGAGGGAGAAACAGAUCCGGGCUCAGAGUGACAAUGCAGCCAAGAGCAAGGAGGCUGUGGGCCCGCCGGGUUCAGCGGAGCCUGAAGCCCUGAGAGCAGACGCUCAGUGAGCUGUGGUGGACGCCACCUUACCAGAAGAUUGUGUGGUUUUUUUUACACUUAUUUAAUGUAUUUCAACCAUCUAAAUGUGUACUUUUAUUUGUUUGUGUAGUGGGUAAAGCACAAGUAGUAUAUGCUGUUCUAGUCCAUUUGGGCUCUAAUUUAAUAGAAUGUUGUUGUAAUGUCACGUAAGUACAGUGCAACACAUUGUCUUGAUUUUUUCUAAUAUAUAAGAAGAAAAUCUGCAUUCUUUUACUCUCGUGGAGGAAGUCCAGACAAAAUUGCAUUCAUUAAUACAUUAAAUAUAAAGUAUUAAAAUCUUUCCUAUUGGUUUAGGAAGCAAUACCCACACUGGUCAUUGGUCAUAGUAAAAGUUACUUCCAAUGUCCCCACAAGUUGUCCACGUGAAGUCUUUGGCAUUACUGCAAUUGUGCAACUUUGAUAUCAAAUAAAUCUUAUACCUUUCAA